Labeo rohita (rohu) is the source of this 1645-nucleotide messenger RNA. It is a transcript of the gene ifi44g, whose product is annotated as interferon induced protein 44g. The coding region runs from base 233 to 1351 and encodes 372 amino acids. The record is from RefSeq and is a predicted model, not a curated record. NCBI's taxonomy places the organism in Eukaryota, Metazoa, Chordata, Actinopteri, Cypriniformes, Cyprinidae. The transcript has 9 exons.
UUUAUUUGGAAUGACUCACCUGAGUUGAGUUACUAAGUUCCUCACAUAAAAUAGCGCGUAGUUAUAACUCUGGUAAAGCACUACCGAACGGUUCUGAAAGUUAAAAACACAGCUGACGUUUAGUCAGUGAUGCAAACUAGUCACAUCUCAAUUCCCCAUAAGACUUUACUAAGGAUGGUCACGGCCUUGCCAGGCUAAUGCACAUCUGCAACAUUCCCUUUUCUGAUCAAGAAUGUCACUUUUUAGUGCAGCCUUGUUGUCAGACAACAAAUCCAACACCUCCACUGCAACUGCCAGUGUGUCUGUAGGCAAACCUUCAGGUUUCAGUUUCAGCCCAGUUGCAGCAUCCAGUUUUGGUUUAGCCACAUCUUCAGAAGUCAAAUCCACCACCACACCUGCAACAUCCACUUUAGCUUCACCCACUGCUGGACCUUCGUUCACCAAAUCUGAUCGCAAUAAGCCCAAAAAAGUGACAGUUCCUCAGUUCUCUCUUGGAGCAGAAUUUCCGCUCUUGCUGGAAAAUGAGUGGAGAAAAAUGGAGUGGAGUGAAGAAGUGAAAGAGACACUGAUGGAGUCUGUCAGCUCAUUUAAACCAGCCAGUGAAGCUGUUACUGAAGCCAGAGUUUUGCUAAUCGGUCCAGUCGGUGCUGGAAAGUCCAGCUUCAUCAGCUCUGUUCAGUCUGUCUUCUCUGGACGGGUCAUCAACAGAGCCAUGGUGGGCUCUUCAUCCUCCACCAGCUUCACUAAAAAGCUUCGCUCGUACAACAUUAGAGGAGCAGGAGAGAACGCAAAUGAACCCACAGCUCUGGUCUUGUGUGACGUGAUGGGUGUAGGUGAAGGAGAAAGCACUGGACUCACUCUUCACGAUGCACUGUCUGUCAUUAAAGGACACACACCAGAGGGACACCAGUUUAGUCCUGAGCAGCCGAUUUCAGCAGAGACUAUGGGCUUCAUAAAGAAACCAAGCACAAGUAAUAAAGUGCACUGUGUGGUGUUUGUGAUAGACGGCUCGAAGGUCAAUUCAUACGCCAAAAGCUUAGGCGCAACCUUCCAGCAGUUAAGAGAACACAUCAGCAACUUAGGUGUACAUCAGGUGGCGGUACUGACCCAUGUGGACCAAGUUUGUAAAGCUACCGAAAGUGACAUAACCCAGGUUUACAAGAGCAGGAGUAUUCAGCAGGCGAUGGUGAAGGCCGGAGAGCUGCUGGGAAUGGCCACGUCCUACAUCGUACCAGUGAAGAACUACUGCUCAGAGCUGGAUCUGGAUGAAAACACUGAUGUUUUGCUGCUCAAAGCUGUCGAUCAUAUCUUACAAUAUGUCGAUCUGUACUUUCAAGACAACAGCAGUUAAAGCUUUACAAUAAGAAUUAACAGUAGUGCCAAAAAUGUGUUCAUCCCAGUUUUGUCUGAUUGAUAUGUUGAUGGCAGUGCUUGUAAUUCUUCGCUAAGAUAUUGUGGUAGUUUUAAUUUUUUUAUAAAACAGCUUUUACUUUUUAAACAGUAUUUGUGCUGUUGAUGACCAUGAAGGUUUGACUGAAGCUUUGCUUUUUAAUAAAGUUUGCUACUUUUUGACUCAAAACCUGCAAAAAUAAUGUAUAGGUUGUAAUAAUCUAAUUCAUUAUUAUAUGACCUAUAAACAUGAUCA